Messenger RNA from Cordyceps fumosorosea ARSEF 2679, 876 nucleotides. RefSeq names its product Signal recognition particle receptor, beta subunit. The transcript has a single exon. The record is from RefSeq and is a predicted model, not a curated record. Bases 1 to 876 code for a protein of 291 amino acids. Lineage: Eukaryota; Fungi; Ascomycota; Sordariomycetes; Hypocreales; Cordycipitaceae.
AUGCCGACGCUCGAGCAAGUCGUCGCCUUUCUCAUGACGCCGUCGUGGCCCGUCGUCGUCCUCGGGCUGCUCGUCGUCCUCGGCGCGCCCGUCCUACUCCACCUCAUCCUCGCCCGCAGCGUCACCUACAUCGUUCCGCCCGUCGUGCUACUCCUCGGCCCCUCCGGCGGCGGAAAGACGGCCCUCCAAACCGUCUACGAGCGCGGCGGCACCGCGCCCCCGCCCCCGACGCGCACCUCCCAGGCCGCGCAGUCCGUCGAGCUCAACGCCUCCACCGACGCCGCCGCCCGCACCACCCACCGCAACCACGAUGAGUCCGACGGCACCUACACCAAGUUCCUGCUCGUCGACACGCCCGGCCACGGCAAGCUGCGCAACACGGCGCUCGGGAAGCUGCGCCGCGCGGACAAGCUGCGUGCGGUCGUGUUCGUGGUGGACGCCGCGGCGCUGGGCGAGCCGGAGGCGCUGGGGCCGGCGGCGCAGUACCUGUACGAUGUGCUGCUGGUGCUGCAGAAGAGGAAGAGCGCGGCCGCGGCACCGGGCAAGGAGGGGAGCGCAGGAGUGCCGGUGCUGGUGGCGGCGAACAAGAUGGACCUGUUCACGGCGCUACCGGCGGCGAUGGUGCGCGCGGCGCUGGAGACGGAAAUUACGCGCAUCCGCGCGUCGCGCAGCAAGGGGCUGCUCGACUCGGGUGUCGGCGCAGACGACCUCGGCGCCGAGGAGCACGACGGCUGGCUCGGCGAGUACGGCUCGGAAAAGUUUACGUUUGACCAGAUGCAGGAGUUUGACAUUGACGUGGAUGUGCUGCCGGGAACUGUCACGGCCGAAGAGCCGGACGUGGACAAGUGGUGGUGGUGGAUUGCGCAGAGGAUAUGA